Botrytis sinoallii is the source of this 433-nucleotide messenger RNA. RefSeq lists its product as uncharacterized. Lineage: Eukaryota; Fungi; Ascomycota; Leotiomycetes; Helotiales; Sclerotiniaceae. The coding region runs from base 1 to 378 and encodes 125 amino acids. The transcript has 2 exons. The record is from RefSeq and is a predicted model, not a curated record.
AUGGCUCCAAUCAAUUUGGCGUUUCUCAUGGUACCCUAUCAAACAAUCGACGCUGCUAUGCCUCUGGAUGUUCUGAGCUCAUGUGAACCAGUUGAGCUCACCGCUGGAUUCAAAGUGGUACCGACGACCACCAUCAAAGAUUGUCCACCACUCGAUUAUCUCCUCGUUGGUGGCCCGAUACCAACCUACCAACUCUCUGAAUCUUUCAAAAGCUUUAUCCGUGCCCAUGUUGAAGCAGGCAAGGGCCUUUUCACUAUAUGUACUGGUGCCAUAACUGUUGCUCAGACGGGAAUAUUGGAUGGAAAUAUAAGGAUUCAUAAUAAGUCCACUAAAUCACUUAUUAAUAUCUUACUAAAUAAGGGAUAUCUUGAUGACUAAUACACAUAUAAUAUGAUCUUAUAUUAUAAAAUCAUAUUAUAUAUAGUUGUAUAAU